Trifolium pratense (red clover) is the source of this 1217-nucleotide messenger RNA. Its product is annotated as peptidyl-prolyl cis-trans isomerase, chloroplastic-like. Gene Ontology annotation, molecular function: peptidyl-prolyl cis-trans isomerase activity. Gene Ontology annotation, biological process: protein folding; protein peptidyl-prolyl isomerization. The transcript has 7 exons. Lineage: Eukaryota; Viridiplantae; Streptophyta; Magnoliopsida; Fabales; Fabaceae. The record is from RefSeq and is a predicted model, not a curated record. Bases 202 to 963 code for a protein of 253 amino acids.
UAAAACAAUUGUUUAUCUGAAAGGAAAAAAAAUAAAAUCAGUUUAUCCUUUUAGAUAAUGCCACUUGUGGUUUGUGUGCCUUUAGGUUUGAGCUAAAGUGAUAAGUUAAAAACUUUUUGAGUUUGAAAAACAGCAUUGAGUGAUAAACCCAGAAAGAAAGAGCAUUUUUUUCCUUCUUUCCAUUAACUUGUUGUCAUAGUCAUGGCAUCUUCCUUCUCAACACAGUUGGUUCAGAGUCAGAACUUACUUCCUCGUUUUCAUGCUGUACAGGGGAAGCCACAUGUAGUGUGUAGCAGUGUCAGAUCACAGCUUGGAUGUAGUAAAUUGUCAUCAAGCUAUCAUUACGCAGCGAGGCUUUCUGUGUCACAAAAAUCUAAAGCGAAAUCAAUCACUUCUCGGAGAAUAACAUGUUCUAGUAGUGCUACUGAAAAUGUUGAAGAGCUGCAAGCCAAAGUAACAAACAAGGUUUUCUUUGAUAUAGAAAUUGGGAAUAAACCUGCUGGAAGAAUUGUUAUUGGCCUAUUUGGAGAUGUUGUUCCCAAAACAGCUGACAAUUUCCGAGCUUUGGCCACUGGAGAGAAAGGAUAUGGCUACAAAGGAUCCUUCUUCCAUCGUAUAAUCCCAAAAUUCAUGAUUCAGGGAGGCGACUUCACUGAAGGAAAUGGAACUGGUGGAGUCAGUAUCUAUGGUGGUAAAUUUGAAGAUGAGAAUUUUGAUUUGAAGCAUAUUGGUCCCGGAGUUUUGAGCAUGGCGAAUGCUGGUCCUAAUAGCAAUGGCAGUCAAUUUUUUAUUUGCACUGUACCGACUCCAUGGUUAGACAAUAAGCAUGUUGUGUUUGGACAUGUCAUUGAGGGAAUGGAUAUUGUGAAGACACUUGAAUCACAGGAGGUAAGCAGCUACAACAAUUAUCCCGAGAAACCAUGCAAAAUCGCUAAUUCUGGAGAACUGCCUAUAGAUGGUUGAUCUUUACUCUGAAGUGCUGCGCAUUCUUCUUACUGUGUCAAGUGCAAUUUAGUUACGGAGGGUGUUUCAGGAGGAAGGGGUUUUGUUCAAUUCGUGUGUUUGAAUUGUCAUCGCUCUGUUCAAAUAAAAUUAAAUGCACCGAAAGGUCAUUUAGCGAAUUACUUAUUUUGUAAGGAGAGAUACAAUACAAACAUUUUGCAUUACAAGACCUGUACCAAAAUCCUUAUAAUAUAAUUGUACUUUUGUAUUCUAAA